Molecule: messenger RNA, 1503 nt
Organism: Frankliniella occidentalis (western flower thrips)
Lineage: Eukaryota; Metazoa; Arthropoda; Insecta; Thysanoptera; Thripidae
Product: translation initiation factor IF-2-like
Exons: 9
Coding region: 493-1431 (312 amino acids)
Source: RefSeq, a predicted model, not a curated record
CGCAAUGCGGUGCUCUGAAAACAAUUGGGCUGCCAUGCAGUACUGUAAAACAAAAUUUCUCAGUAAAUCGGCCCGCAAUGCGGAGCUCUGAAAACAAUUGGGCUGCUAUGCAGUACUGUAAAACUAAAUACUGAGUACGUCGGCCCGCAAUGCGGUGCUCUGAAAACAAUUGGGCUGCUAUGCUGUACUGUAAAACUAGUUACUCAAUUAAACAUUCUGCUAUGAAAACUUAAACUUAACUAUUCAAAUUCAAAGUAUAUUUCCCACCUCUCCCUCCCUUUCCGCUCCUCUCAUCCGUACCAACCCUCAGACUGCGUUUCUUUUCUUUUCUUUUUCGGAGGUUGCCCCAGUUACCGGAAACCUGAUACAAGGAAACAGGCGGGAAGCAGGUUAUGUUGGCAAUUUGCGGCCGGGCGGCAGUUUAACCUCAGACGCAGUCCGUUACAGUAGUUCGAAGCUUUGGUGCCUUUGUGGAAGAGUUUGGUUAUAAAGAUGUCUGAGCAAGCAGGGCAGCAAGCCCUCCUUAUGUCCGUGCCACUCGCGGGGGCCGCCCAAAUGUUCCUUGACAUCGCGGGAGGACAGCGCGGCGGCGGCGGCGGCGCCAGACGUGAACGAGGUGGUCAUCACGGCGGUAGCUACCGACAUGGACGUGGUCAUGGGCGUGGAGGUGGAGGACAUCACGGCGGUGGCGGUGGCCAUGGCCAGGGAGGACGCGGGCGCGGAUCCAGCCGGGGAGGACAACAUGGCGGCGGGCGCGGCCUACACCGGGUAGCGCAGGGCCGCGUUGAGAGGCAGCGGCAGCAGAGCGCGCAGAGUAGCGGCCAACAGGCACCUGCACCAAUAUUUGAGAACUAUCAACUGAUCGGCGAUAGCAUGAUAUCUAGGAUAUCACCAAUUAGGGCGAAGUACAACGCACAAAAGGCUAAACAGAUUGGCUAUGUUGUCCAUGGACAAACUUGCAGUCAACUGCACAGGCUUAUCAAGUCAAAAUCUUGCCCUCCCUUAGCAAAGAGGCUUGCCAUUUUAAUUGGCACAAAUGAUGCACUGAAGAAUGUCCCACUAGAAUGCACGAAAAAUGCGCUCAUUGCGGUUCUAAAAUGCUUCAAAGAGAGUGAUUCUAUAGUCCUUAUGACUAUUCCACCAAUUCCUCGGCUGGACAGCCAGGAAAAGGUGGAUGGCAUAAAUGCCCUCAUAAAGGAGGUUGCAAAAGGCAUAGAUAAUGUACAUGUGUUUGAUUUGCACAAGUUGUUUGUAGAUGAAAGUGGCACCCCAAAAAUGGGUCUGUUUCAGAGGACAUUUCAAAGUGGAGAUAUUGAUCUCAUACACUUCAAUAAGGAGGGCCAAAGUUUAGUGAAGACCAAACUCUCUGAGUUUUUUAAAGCGAUUGAGGUUGCAACUGGACUGCAGCAAUUAAAGGUAGCUACCAGCUAAAGGCCCAUUUGGGGCUAACCUAAAUUGGCCAAUGAUUUGUUAAUUUGUUAAAUGAAUAAAACUAAUUUUCUG